UUCCUCUCUUUUUUCCCCACUUGGCUGAAAAGACCUCACCAAAAAACCAAUCAAGUGAGCAUUUGUAUCAAUGCUCAAGGAGAAGUUAAACACUACAGACCUCGAUGAUUUCUGCAUCAAAAGCUGCAGUUGCCCAUUGUCGAUUCAUCAAAUCCGCUCAAAUUGGGUACACUUACGGGACCAAUAAGGUACUGAGUGUCUACGCAAAAUGCCGAGAUCUGGUUGCUGCUCUCAAGCUGUUCGAUGAAAUGCCGCACAGAGACACAGCUUCUUGGAACACCAUGAUUGCUGGCUACGUGAACUCUGGGAACUUCUGGAGUGCUUGGGAUUUCUUGAAAUCCAUGAAGCAGCAUGGUCUUGUGUCUGAUGUCUACACCUUCGGGAGCAUUCUUAAAGGUGUUGCCGCUAAUGCUGAUCUCUCUUUUGGGCUACUGGUGCAUGCGGAUGCUGUCAAGAUGGGGUGCGAUGGGAAUGUUUAUUCUGCAAGUGCUCUGAUAGAUAUGUAUGCCAAGUGUCGAAGUAUGGAGGAUGCAAAUAAAGUGUUUCUCCAUAUGCCCGAGCGCAACACUGUUUCGUGGAAUGCUUUACUAGCAGGAUAUGCGGUGACUGGUGACCGUGAGAAUUGUUUUCGGUUGUUGGAAGGAAUGGGGAGAGAGAACGUGCAGUUGGAUGAUGGAACAUUCUGUCCAAUUUUGGCCUUGUUAGAUGAGCAGGUGUUUUACACGCUUGCAAUGCAGCUUCAUGGAAGAAUCCUAAAAUCUGGAUUGGAUUUUGAGAAUGCAGUUUCUAAUGCUCUAAUUAGCGCAUACGCUAACUGUGGAAGCAUUGAGAAUGCAGAGAAAGUGUUUGAUGGCACCAACAGUUGUAGAGAUCUGAUCACUUGGAAUUCAUUGAUAGCAGCUUACGUAGAAUGUGAUCAAGGGAUGGAAGCAUAUAGGCUAUUCUUGGACAUGGGAAGACUUGGUUUGGAUCCAGAUAUAUAUACAUUUACUACUAUAAUUAGUGCUACUGAUGAAAUUCAUCCAAAAAGCCAUGGAAAAUGCUUGCACACUUCGGUUAUUAAGAGGGGAUUGGAAAAUGUAACAAGCAUCGCUAAUGCUUUAAUUUCCAUGUAUCUCAAAUCUAAUGGUAGUUAUAUUGAUGAUGCGCUGAAAGUUUUUGAAUUUUUGGAUGCAAAAGAUUCUAUAUCCUGGAAUACAAUUUUAACAGGAUUGUCCCAAAAUUCAUUAAAUGAAUUAUCCUUCAAGAUAUUUGAGGAAAUGAGGUCUCACAGCAUUGAAAUGGAUCAAUAUGCCAUUACAGCCAUCCUUCGAUCUUGUUCAGAUCUGGCAAUAUCUCGAUUGGGUCAACAGGUUCAUGCCUUGAUAUUUAAAACAGGAGUCAAUGUAUAUGAAUAUGUCACUGGCACAUUGAUAUUCAUGUAUUCCAAGUGUGGACACAUUGACGAUGCAUGUAGAACCUUUGAAGAAUCACCAAAGGACAGUUCAAUCAUUUGGAACGCAAUUAUAUUUGCAUACGCACAACAUGGGAUGGGUGAAGUUGCACUUGAUCUUUUCUCUUCAAUGACAAAAUGGAAAGUCAAUCCAGAUCAUGUCACUUUUGUUGCUGUUUUGACUGCUUGUAGCCACAUUGGUCUGGUAGAAGAAGGUCGAAAUUUUCUGAAUUCUAUGGAAUCUGAUUAUGGGAUCCCACCAAGAAUGGAACAUUAUGCUUGUGCAAUAGACUUACUCGGGCGGGCUGGGCUUAUGAAGGAGGCAAAGGAGCUUAUUCGGGGUAUGCCGUUCCAACCGGAUUCAAUGGUUUUGAAAACACUACUUGGAGCCUGCAGAACAUGUGGCGAUAUUGAACUAGCCAGCGAGGUAGCACACCAUUUGUUGGAAUUGGAUCCUGGAGAACAUUGCAUUUAUGUUUUGAUCACCGACAUGUUUGGAAAGCAAAAGCUUUGGGAUGAAAUAGCUUCUGUAAAGAGGUUGAUGAAAGACAAGGGAGUGAAGAAGAUCCCUGUCUUCCUCGCAUGCUUUAUUGUCGACCAACCUCCCCUUUCGGAAGAGGUGGUGGUUGAGGACGUCUCCGAAGAUGAUGGCCUCUACGACUUCCCUCCGGGGACCCUGAGGGGAUCCAGCCUUAUCCCCGGCGUUCCCCACACUCCUCUCUUUGGCAGGGGGACUUCUUCUUCGGCUCGGCCCAUGGGUUCACUAGGUUUCCAUCCCCAAACCAGUGGGACCCUUCCGACUGGACGCGCCACUGAUUCUACGGCAAGGAGUGUUUUUGGGACACCCUUUGGCCACCGAAACGUUCCUCUCUCUGGAGCAAACAUCCAUCAGUCUUUUUUGGAGACGGAGGAGCUAAUUCGGUCCUCCAGCUUUGGAAAGGAUCCUGUCCCAUCCUCCAUCCGUUCCACUGCCGUCCCCUGUCCAUCAACUCAGGAGACUGGGUCUUCCUCUUCUUCUCAGGCCCGCCACAAGAGGGGCUGGACCUCCACUCCUCUCCCAGGCUCUCUGGUGUCCGCCAGUCCUCCCAUGGGGACAGCCGAUGAUGGGUUUUUUACCGGGCAAGGGAGUCAGUCUUUUCCCUUUGCCCGUGAGGCCUAUCAGUUCACAGGGUACACGUCCUGGGUUGGACGGGACUUCAACAACAAGCUUCAAGAGAUACAACAGCUUAAGAGGGACCACCCAGAUGCCGAUUAUGUUGCCACUUCCUCCGCUCAGCGCCAAUCCCUUCGUCUCUUGGAUCGCAAUGCUGCUCUAUCACGGGAGCUGAGGGAUUUCAAAUCCCGGCAUUUUAUUUGUGUUGAGCGUCCGGAAUAUGACCGGGUCUUGUCCGAGAACAAUCAGCUCCACUCUGACCGUGAGCGGCUUGCGGCCAAGGUCGGACAGCGUGACCUAAACCGGAUCCACGAUCUCAAUGAGAUUGAAUUUCUGAAGAGGGACCUGGAACGGCAGGUCAGAGAGCGUGAAUUGCAACUUCGAGAGGAGGCCGAACUCCACCGAAAGAGAUCAGAGGAGGAGCUGGAGCGAACGUGGCGUCGUCGAUCCAAGGAGGAGGCGAGGAAGGCGACGGAAGAGGUUGAGCAGAGUUGGCGCCUCCGACACGAAGAAACGGAACGUCGACUUUCUCAACGAGUCGACGAACUAAACUUGACUCAUAUGGAGGAGAGGCGUUCAGCUCGGAGUUCCCUUGAUGAGGCCCGCCGCUCGCUUGAGAACGAGCAUCUUACUUAUGAGGGACAUAUGGCUCGGAUGGAGGCCGAUCGCAUCUCAGACUACGGUCGAGGUUUCUAUCGCGGAGGGUUGGAGGUCCAACAGAAAUUUUAUCAUGGACUGGAGCCCUACUAUGACAGACUAGAUCCUUGGCUGAAGUUUCCAGGCAUCCCAGAACCCAUGGGACCAGAGCCUUCUUACCUCCGUUCCUCUCCCUCGCCCUGAAUUCUCAAGCCUUCAUUGCAGUUUGUUUAAGAACGGUCAUUAUGUGCUCUUGUAUUGAUUUUGUCACUUCUUUGUAUGGAUCAGUCCUCUUUGUAUGGCUCUCUUCUGAUUUUAUCCCUUAUUGUGGGAAAUCGGUCCCUCUUUUUUUUAUUAUUACUCAUGGACCGGAGCAAUUGAUGAUGAAUGGAAAAUUUCUUUUUCAUGUUUAUAGCACAGUACAUUCCAUUCUCUCGCAAUAAGAGGAAAAGAGAAAACUCUAAAAGUGAGGCUUGAAAAUUAUGGGAGGACGGAACCUUGAACAGAUAGCCUUUACUGGUAGAAU
Molecule: messenger RNA, 3747 nt
Organism: Cuscuta campestris
Lineage: Eukaryota; Viridiplantae; Streptophyta; Magnoliopsida; Solanales; Convolvulaceae
Source: the annotation of a GenBank genome assembly